Molecule: messenger RNA, 605 nt
Organism: Capsicum annuum
Lineage: Eukaryota; Viridiplantae; Streptophyta; Magnoliopsida; Solanales; Solanaceae
Product: stress-associated endoplasmic reticulum protein 2
Exons: 3
Coding region: 245-451 (68 amino acids)
Biological process (GO): endoplasmic reticulum unfolded protein response
Cellular component (GO): endoplasmic reticulum
Source: RefSeq, a predicted model, not a curated record
ACAGCUAGCCAAUCAUUUUGGGACAGGUAAGCAGUGCUACGUGGUUAUUCACCGCCUUCUCCAAUUAAUGGCAGGAGUGUGGCGCGUUUUUCGUGUGACUCCCGUCCUCGACUUGUUCGCCCCACCUAUAAAGAGUUCAACAAACAGUUGAAAUUCAAUUAAUUAACAGGAAAUAAAUUGGGGCACAACAAUAAUUCUCUCUCGCUAUCUGCAAAUUUUCAUAUAUUAGGGAUUUUCCUUAACCAUGACUACAUCAAGGCGUCUCGCUGAUAGGAAGAUCGAGAGGUUUGAGAAAAACAUUACCAAGCGAGGAGCUGUUCCUGAAACUACCCCUAGGAAGGGAAGCCAAUAUCCUGUUGGCCCCAUCUUGCUUGGCUUCUUUGUCUUUGUUGUCAUUGGCUCAUCUUUGUUCCAGAUAAUAAGGACAGCAACCAGCGGGGGUAUGGCUUAAGCGUAAAAAGUUAUACAAGUAGCGGUGAUGAUGGGCUAUGCCUGGUUGUUGCAGUGUUGUGUUUCCUCAAAGUUUAGACCAAUGUAGGAAUUGAAGAGAAACUUCUGUAGGAAUUAUGUUUUUCAUUUAUGAGACUCAAAUAUAAAUUUUCUCA